UGCGCGCGGCGCAACACCGCGAAUCGGCUUAGUUUCGCGAUCCGACGACAGUCCCUCGCUGUUGCCUGAUCGCUUAGCUUGCCGCCGAAAAGCUUCUCAGAAUCAGUGUGUACUGUGUUCCGAGGCGUACAUUGUAUAGAUAUAAUACAUAUUGUAUAUAUAUAUAUAUAUGUUUAUGCACUCUCUUUAAAAUCUAUUAUUAUUACUUCUUACUUAUAUUGUUGUUGAAUAAGGCCUAAAAUAACAGUUUCAUCGAACCGAAGUGUUUAAAUACAUAUUUUAUUUUAUUAUACUUAGGUAUACAAAAAAAAAAAAAAAAAUUGGACGACGCGACACGCACAUUUUUUGACUAAUCGUUUUCUCGAAUUUAUCCACGUUUUUGGAAAUCUGUGAGAUUGACUGUGCUUUUGUGACUUUGUUUGGAUCGUUUCUGGGUUUGUAACCAUAAACUACUAUUUCAGGAUAUAAUUCAGAAAAUUGGAAGACAGUAGUCCAGUCGUCGUCGCAGCAUCUUCAAACACACAGUAGACUUGAUACCAUGCGCUAGAACUUCUUCUCUACAUAAACAAAUCGUUGUCGACAAUCGCUUUGCUUUCGGCUACCCGCUUGUGCAAGAGAAGUAAAAAUCUAGUCCAGUAAAAUAACAUUUAUAUAACGAAUAUCUAGCGUCGCAGAAAAAUAGAAAGUGUUUAUUUUUUUAUACGGAACAAUGGACAAUAAAUCUACCUGAUCUGAAACCUAUUGAAUUUUAGUCGCGCUACGUCCAUUAUCGCGUCCGCACUUCGGUGAACAAAGUAAUUUUGCGUGUGAUAAGUUGAACUUUUUCGAUUUCAAUUUAAAAAAUAUUAAACAAAUAUCGACAAAAUGGCUAUGGUCAACAUGAAUAAUCUUUUGAAUGGAAAAGACUCCAGAUGGUUGCAAUUGGAAGUAUGUAGGGAGUUCCAGAGAAAUAAGUGCUCCAGGCCGGAUUCAGAGUGCAAAUUUGCACAUCCAGCCACCAACGUCGAAGUCCAGAACGGUCGUGUUAUAGCUUGUUACGAUAGUAUUAAGGGUCGAUGUAAUAGAGAGAAACCUCCAUGCAAAUAUUUUCAUCCUCCACAACACCUCAAGGAUCAAUUGUUAAUAAAUGGAAGGAAUCAUUUAGCUCUUAAGAACGCCCUUAUGCAACAAAUGGGUCUGACUCCCGGUCAAGCCUUAGUUCCUGGUCAAGUUCAAGCAGUAGCUGCUAAUCCUUACCUCACCGGUAUGCCCCAAGUCGGAAGUACGUACAGUCCGUAUUUUGCACCAGGUCCCAUUAUGCCGACGAUAAUGGGUCCGGAUCCAACGGGCGUUGGGUCUCCUUUAGGAGUGGUACCGCAAACUGUGGUGACACAACAGAAGAUGCCCCGUUCUGAUAGAUUAGAGGUGUGCCGUGAGUUCCAGCGCGGGGCGUGCAAGCGCGCCGAGUCGGAAUGUCGCUUUGCGCAUCCCGCCGACUCUGUGACUGCUAACGAGGACGGUACUGUCACUGUCUGCAUGGAUGCAGUCAAGGGCCGCUGUAAUCGCGACCCCUGCCGCUAUUUCCAUCCCCCUCUGCACCUCCAAGCCCAAAUCAAGGCCGCACAGUCCCGGGCUAGCGCGAUGGACAUGAAAUCUGUUGGAUCGUUUUACUACGAAAAUUUCGCCUUUCCAGCAGGAAUGGUACCUUACAAGCGACCAGCAGCAGAUAAAUCCGGCGUACCGGUGUACCAACCAAACGCAACUACGUACCAACAACUUAUGCAGUUGCAGCAGCCUUUCGUGCCCGUGUCAUGUGAGUAUUCCAUCUCCCCGGCUCCUCCUACUACUUCUUGCGCUUCGCCCACAAUUCCCGAUAUGUCGUCCCAACCGAUAGCUUCCUCUCCUAUAUCUCAAGCUUCUCAAAUGCCGCUUCAUCAUCAACAACAACAACAACAACCACCUCCACAACCACCACCACCACAACCACCAUUACCGCAAUCUAAAGAAUCCGAUGUUACCCUUAUAACAACCACUGCUACAAUGCCAGUCGCCUUGCCUCCCCAACCCCAUAUCACAGAUCCCGCAACGCUUGCUAAAGAGGUUGCCCAGCAAAACUAUGCUAAAGCUAUCAAAUUAGCUGCUGUCAAUCAAAGUAUAGCAGCUUCUCAAUUCACAACUUUGAAUCCGUUAAAUUACACCGGAGUUUCUUUGAAUAAGCAGGCGUUGACGGCAGUGCCGCAACCUUCAGCAGCCGCCGCUGCUGCCGCCGCCGCGGCUGCCGCAGCUUCGAUUCCGCGAUACUCGACUGCCUUGCCGUUCCAAUUCAACGCAACGACAGUUAAUUUAGGUCUGGCUAAUCCUUACCAGGCAAUCGCGCAACAGAAUUUGCUUAAUUUGAGCCGUCCACCACCAGUGCAAUUCAAUCCUUAUUCGUUUAUUAGACAACCGUAUACUGCGGCGGCUGCGGGUGCUGCUGCGAAUCCGCUUUACGCUAAUAAUUUUCUAAGUGCACAAUAUCCAGUGACAGUCUCAGCAGCUCCGAUCAUAAAUAACACCGCUCCUCAGACGAAUAUGGCUGUAGCGGCGGCACAAAAUAACAACAAUAACGUACCGCUCCAACCGUACAAGAAACUCAAAACGAACUAAUAGGAUAUAUUUUAAUUUGUUGUUAAUUCACUUUUUGUUAGUUCUGUGUAAUAUUUUAUGAUACCUGAUCACAUUUUCGAAAAUAAAAACAAGUUUUAUCAAUUGUAUUUUAAUGGUUAGUGUUUUUGUUUGAUUUUAAUUUGAAAAUUGAUGUUGCGUUAAUUUCUCGUGUAAUUUUUUUGUUCCUUUAGUAUCGUAAUAUAGUUAUUACUGUAAGUGAACUAAUGGUACAGGAACGAACAAUGUUUUAUACCCCACUGGAAAUGUACGUUAGACAUUAUCUUUGUUAUGUUUUCUUUUUUUAAUUUUUUUAUCUCCAAUUUUAUCUCUGUUUCUGCUAUCACACCACAAUAGACUCCACAAUAAUUCCUUAAUUUCUUAUUAUAAAAUAGGCCAGAUGUUAAAUAUUUUUACAGAGUGGGCCAUAGAAUAUUAUAAUCUAUCCUAUAUUUAAUGUACUUACUUAUAUUAACAUCAUUUAAUCAUAAAACUGAUUUACUGAUUCCGAAAGCUCGUACAAGUUACCGAGAUCGUCGCUUCGGGAAAAGAAAGCUUCUGCCGUAUUACUUCCCACUUUGCUGAAGACUUUCAAAGAAGCUAUUCAGUCUGAGGAUAGUAGCGAAUUAGAAAAUAGAAACCACAAUAGAUACUGAAACCAAAUCUAUGCACAAAACGACACAUUCUAUCCAGUUACUUGGCUGGAAGUGAUUCGAUCAUUCUUGUCGAUAGCAAACGCUGAGAAGAUGGUUCUGCGGUAGUUUGAUGUCUCGACUACAUUCUGAUACGGUUAUGUUGAAGAAAAAAUCUUGAUGAAACUACCUGAAGAGUAUGCGGAUGGAACAGAACGUGUUUUCUCUCUUAAAUGAAGUUUAUAUGGUCUAAAGCAGAUUCCACUCUAAUGGAGUAAGACUUUUGAAGACCGGUAAGGGAUUCCAACAAAUCAACGAGGAUCUUUGCCUGUAUAUAUGUUUCUUUUUUUCUUGAGCUUGAUAUUACUCAAAGUGAUGGCAAUGUUAUGGUUAAUCAACCGACUUAUAUCAAGAAAAUUCUCGUGCAAAUCAAACGGAGAUAUUCACUGCUCAUGCGUAAAGGAAAUCUGCUGAUUUUUCGUAUCGAUCUGCUGUUAGGACUGUAACCUACAUGGUUAGAGUCGAAUGGAGAACUCUAGCGAUUUUCUGGGGCUUUCCAAGGGACUCUAGUUGAUAGCUCUUUUAAUCCAUCCCGUAUUUUUUGAUCUUCUUACUUGGCCUUACCAUAACCUUAGCUUUUGCUCAAUAUAUUCAUCAGCACUCUGACUCAUAUUCAUCCUUCUAGGUAUCUCAUUAUUCGUUAUUCUGCCAAGACCCGUCAAUCCAUAUUUUUAUCCUGUUUUUCAUAUAAUUCGUCUUCUUUGUCUAGAAUAUGAUUGAGACUUUUGUCCAUUCAAAUUCACAUCAUCUAUUGUCUUAACCAGUUAAAUCCACUCCUAGUUUUGUACAAGAUUAUUCUAAAACAACAUGUUCAUCUAUUUUGAACACUUUUUUCAAUCUUAUUCAAUCCGUUUCUCAAUCUUUACAACAAAACUUGUCUUUAUAAUAAGAAAUUACUAAAUUAUCGUGGAGGAUUAUUUUUUAUUUUCAUUAUUGCUGUUAUAAUUUUCAUCAUCUUCGCUAUACACAUUUUCCAUUCGUCCAAGUUGGAAUAUUUGGUCUAUCAUUAAACUGUCUGAUGGUCGUUUCGAUAACCAAGUUAUCGUCUUCAGAGAGUGAAGUUAAAUGUUUACCUCUAUGGUGACGAUGACUUGGUUAUAGAAACGAACAUCAGACAAUGGAAUUAUUGAUGUAGGAGUAGUAGUAGUAGUUCCUUAUUGAAAUACAAAUAUUUGUUAUUGCUGUAUUUCUUUCCGUUUCUUUUAAUUUUAAUAGUUGCAUUUGUAGUUACUCGAAAUGCGGGUAUAAGCAUUUCCAAACGUUUUAUUCAAUGAAACAAUGUGAUAGAACGCACCAUUUUUGACACUUACGUGUUUGUUGUUAUUUACAAGAAUUAUUACACCUCGAAAAAACACGGUCGUGUUUAGGAUAUAGGUGUUCGUGUGUUUGGUAAAUAUUAAUACUAACUUUUGUAUAUUAUUUUCGUUAUUUUCAAAAGCAUUUUAGUUUUUCAAAUUUCGUCUAGUCAGAUAAAGGUAAAUGUUAUCGAAAGACAAAAAAAAAACUGGGCAAUGCUCUAAGCUACCCGGACCAAGCGAGUGCCUCAUUACUGUGAUACCUCUCACACCUGCUGAUUGCACCGCUAUAUUAACAUCCUUCCCCAUGCCCUAAUUACCCACCCCCAGUAUCGCUCUAAUUGUAAAUUAGGAAUUAAUUAAUAUUUUUGGUGGUAAAGACUAGAUACACUAUUUUGCCAUUUCCUAAAAGUUGGAGAUGUUUAUAUACAUAUAUAUAUAUAUAUAGAAAAUUCUGCAUGACAUAAUUAUUUCGAUAUACUCGAUAAUUUUUAAAAGCCUAAUUGUAUCGCAUGGUAGACAUAUAUGCGUUGUAUUUGAUAGAAAGUGCCAUUCAGAAGUAGUAUGUUACUGACCCAAAAAGACGCCAGGUUUGUACAUAUAAAUUUUCUCUAUACGUCUUUAAUUGCUUUCAUUCUAAUAAACCUCAAAAUCUAAUCAUGCAUUUUUUCAAAUAUCAUCUUGGUUUUGAAAAUUAUGGUUGUUGUGGAUAUUUAUCUGUCCCAGACGUUCUUAAUGACUAGUUUCUUAAUUGAACUGUUUCACAACAGGUCAAAAUAAAUGUCUUCGGUUUUAGUUGAAUACUUUCACGUCUAGAGCUUAGAACAAACGUCAAAUAUCCAAAAGUUUUAUUGUUCGAACGUUUUUCGAAUCAAUCAUAGGUCAGGCAAAGGGUAGAUAUUGUAGGGAAAAUUAUAUCACCCUAUAAAAGACAUCGGUCAUUUAAGUAACACCUUAUAUCCAAAAUUAUUAAGCAAAAUAAUCAAUUAGUCCAUAAUCGAAAAUAGAAUUGUUUUAUACGUUUAUUUAGUUAGUUACUUCCACCAAAAUAAAAUUUUAUUUUAUCGAUGAAAUUAUUGACUAAAUGAUUUGUUAUCAAGUAUGAAGGGUGAAGCAAUUAUCGAUAAUUGACCAGUCGUGGAAUUCACCGACAAUAUCUGCAGUUACGGGGUGUUUCUAAAUUCAUGCGACAAAAUUCAGUAGGUGAUUGCUUAUAUCGAAUUAAUAUGGGUCUUUCCUAUAAGAAAAUUUGCGCACUCCAUUCCGAUAUAUCACAUUUGAAAGGUGGUGACUGAAAUUGAAAUGUUUUUUUUUGAAAUUUCAGUAAAACUAGAAACUUAAAAUUCUGUGAGUUUCGUGCACUCGCUACGUGUAUUUUCUCAAUUACAUUUUAUGAAUUUACUAUUUUCCACUCAACCUAUUAAAAAAAUUAUAAACUAUGGUGUUUUUUUUGUCCCUAUAGCAAUUGGUUUUGGAAAAAAAUCUCAUUUCAUUUCUUAAAACUUCUCUGAUUAAAGUUCUGAUAUGAACUAAAGUGAGGGUUGUUAAUUUCACCCCCGUAUAAUGUAACAGGAAAAUUGAAAAUAAACCCGUGGUUGGUUUUUAGCGACUGCACGAAAAUUACAGAAUUUCAAGUUUACAGCUUUCAGGAAAAAAAAUAAAAAAUCAAUUUUAGUGACAAGCUUUUAAGGAAUUUUUAUUAUAGGAAAGAUUUAUCUUAAUUUAAUACGAGCAAUUUUAAAUUUAAAUUUGGGCGCAUGAAUUUACAAAUACCUUGUAUAUAGACUCCGAUUUUCUUGGGUCUCAUUGAUUUUAGAGGUAAAAACUGAUUUUUGGGAGCUCUAGUAAAUCAAUUCCCGGAUUUUUAAAGUAAAAAGUUUUUUCAUUGAGUCCACCAAUAAAUUUUUAUACUUUAACUUGGCCUACGUGUUGAAAGUUGAAAUAUUGAAUUUUAUUUUGUUUUCGUUUGGAAUGCUCCUUGCUUGGGCAUAAUUUCAAAUACUUAACUUUUCCAUUUUCCACUAUUUCCACCAGGAAACUGUCCUUAGUAGCAACAUACUUUUGAGAUGUUUUAUGGGUACCGAAUUUCUAUCAAAAUCAAUACAAUUUAUCAAAAAAACAUAUCAAAAGAUUCAAUAAGUGAAAAAUUUAAUAUGUCUAACUCAAUUUUGAUCAAAAAUAGACAUGAGAUGCUUCUCAAAUGACUGAUUCAUUAAUAGAACAAUUAAUAUAUCUUUGAUUUGACUACACACAAAAUAAGAGGUCAAACAAAGUGGUCGAAUGAUUCGAAUUAGUUCGGAAAACCCAGAAAAUGAGUUACAUUUUUGAAAACACCAUUUUUAAUCUCCGUACAAAAGAAAUCUUUGUUUUAUCCUUAGUUAUAAAGAGCAGACAUUGUACCUACCUGGAGUGGUAUUUUGCAAUAUGCCUGAAUGCUUUAUUCCCUUUCUUAUCUCAAAUUUUAAGACUGUUUUAAAAAUUAAAUGUAGAACAACAAAAAUAUUUGUUAUAAAACGUUUUCAAGUCAAGGAAAAUGUUUAGCGGCUGUAAUAUUUGUGUGAGACUCAUCUGGAGAUACCUCGAGGUGUCUUGCUCCCAUAUCGGUUUAUGUUUCGGAAUCAGUCAUAUCUAGCCGCACAAAAGCAAGUGAAAAGACUAAAAUGUACAUGAUAGCGUCGUGGAUAGGCCUUUUCAACGCGAACGAUCCUCAAGACUCCACGAGAGUACUUACUUGAGAAACUACAACCAGCUUCAGAUUAGGAUUUCCAUUUGGAUCCUCUGCCAGAUAAAUCACUUUCCAUUUUAUUGUAUGCGUGUUUAAAUAAUGCAGUAGAAGUUGAAGUCUUGAGCUCUGCCAUCUUUGGCCAAUUAAUUGAGAAUUUACAUUUUGUUUCUUUACAUCUGUAGUAGAUUCAAAAUUGGAUAAACGAUAACUUAUUCAGAUAACAAUAUUUUCAUCUUAAAAAAUGUUCAAAGUAACUGCUCAAAACCAAAAAAUUUAUCAUUUAUUUUCUUGCUUUUACGUGGUAUAAUAUGGCGAAAUCCACGACAUGGGUGCGAGAAACCUCGAGGUGAAUCGAGAAUUGUCUUGUACCCAACAGCUGCAGCUGCAGAAUUUGAUUAUUUGCCAUAAUGAACUUGUACAUACGUCCUCUUUUGUACAUAGUACGGAUCUUCUUUAUGUUCACGCUACUUCAAUUCAUUUUCGGCAAUGUUUUUGUCGUUUUGAUCGACUCGGCAUCAUUUUAUUACAAAUCUAAAAUAUACGUUUUGUUGCUCUAUCUCCAUAACUUUCAAAAUUGCUUUAAAAUUUUGAAUCGGACAAUCUAUGAAGCAUCCAGAUACUUGCAAAAAAUCACCAAUGCAUUUUGAUCUAAGUAACUUGACGCGAUUUCAAACUAUAACGUUUUCGCUUUGAAUUUGAUACAAAAUUAUCGAAUAAUAUUUGCGUGUCCAAAAUAUAUCGGACUUUUAAAUGAUGCCACUGGCUUUCUAUUAGAAUUUUAAACACAAAUGGCAUGUCUGCUCAUUUGCUUGGCCUAUGACUUGUUGAAACUGGUUUUUAUCUAAAAACUGUUACUAUAAAUAAAAUGUUUUGAUUAUGCAAUGAAAUCAAUGUACUGAUAUUCAGUAAUAUAUACAUAAAAGAUAAAUUAUUUUUUGGCAGAAUGUGUGGUAUACCAUCCAAUUGAUAAUAAUAUGUCAGUACAAUCAACCAUUUGAUUAAAUCGGUGUAAAUUGAUACCAAAUUCCUUCCAAGUUAUUUUACUUGAUUGUUUCUCGAGAUCAUUCAAGUAAUUGGGGCUUUUCCCAUUCCAUAGGGUCUUAACGUCUCUUUAAGUAUACAAAUUUUCCCUGUUCCAUACAAUGUAUGUUUUAAAUUGAUUGAUUCGCCUUUUUAGGUGUCGUUGUGAUCUAUAACUAGCUUAAAACGUUGAAGUUCCAACAUAGCUUGGGUUAGAUGUUGAUUCCUGUUUCUAAAACCUGUCGAAAGUUAUACCAGUAUCAAUUGAUUUAGUAAAAAAAAUCUUCGCUUCCUUUUUUCUAGACCUAAUUAGAAAUUGAUGUAGAAAAUACAUUCAAUGAUCGAAAUAAAAAAAUUAGAAUGAUUGCACUUCUAUUUAACUUCAACUACGUUCAAGCUGCAAAUUUACUAACCCCAUCGGUUUAAUUUCUUGUCUUCUUCCUAGAGAAAUUUGGCCAUAAAUUAUGCAAGUUACUGAGUGCAAUUCUGUAAACUUAAACUAAUCCAAUCUCUCACAUUUCUACCCUUUUUUACUGAUACUAUUCCCAUCUCAAGUAGGUAUUUGAAUAUAUUAUUAUGAAAAAAAUCUCAUGAAUUCUCAAAAUUCAAUUGUUGUGUUGUAAGUUUCUCCAUAAAAACAUUUUUUAUGAAAGCUUGUUUUUUUCUAAUUCCCGCAGGUUUCUUACACAAUCUAGCGGUGAAGUUGCUUAAGCCUUUUUGUACUUUUCUUUGCACUACGUGCCUUCUUUUCCAAUUAUUUCGAUCUAAUACUUGUCCAUAUUUAUUGGACUUUUAGAAAACGUUGUUAGGUUUUUCUGGAUGUUAUGAUGCAAUCUUCAAAGGACGUUUUAUUCCCAGAAGACUUUACUAAUAUCCUUCCUCUAUUCAAUCUGAUGGGAUUGUCAUUUUUGCUGGAUGCUAACUUUUAUCUUUUCUUCCAUGAAAGUGUUAAGCUGUACUUCGUUUUUCUGUCCAUACUACAGAUCUUGCAAUCUUCUCGGAUUAGCAGGCUCUCUAAUAGAUAAUCCAACUACCUUCUAAUCGAGAUUAGUCCUCCUUGGUGUAUAGUCUCUCAACUCGAUUAUGGGGAGAGCGUUUUAGUUGUUGAAUCUUCUCCUGGUGUUUUUUACAUGAUUUCUCCUUUCUUUUUUGGGUCCAACUCUUUCGAAUCUUCUUCUAUUUCAUUUCUGAUGGUCUACUGAUAUUAAAUUUCAUAUCAUUUUUAAUUAAAAUUAAAAUUUUAUGUUACCCCCGAAUUCACAGUGAAAAUAGGAAUAUUCUCAUGAUUUUACUUUCACAUGGAGAAUAAGUAAGUUAUUAAAUAUUUUACCGAAUAUCAGUGCAUGGGUUUCGUUAUAUAGAAAUUAAAAAUGUUGCAUGUCCGUUUAUUUUUUCAAAAAAAAAAAAAACUAUCCUUGGCUUUCUUUUUGGGUUGGAGUCUUUCUUUGUCAAACCACGUACAUAUUCUAUGUAUUUCCUUUUCUUGCCACAUCAUAAUGUCUUAGGUGAACUGAACUCACACAUUUUUGUAUACAUUUACGAAACUUUGUUCCUUCAAAUAAACAUACAUAUAUUCUUGUAAUUUGAUAAAGACAUGCAGUUGCCUCAAAGGCAGUUAUUUUUGUCUUCCUGUAUUUUGAUCUCGAAGCACAAAUGUAGUUUUAUACGUGUACAGGGCGGGUCAAAUUCUAUUAGAAAUAUAAUGUCUUGAGAUUGAUUCAAACAUCAAAAUAAAGUUCCAAGUUAUAUCCGUUUUUUUUUGAUAAUAAAAACAGUGUGAAUUAAACAUAAUAAGGAAUUGAAAGAUUAUCUUUAUUUUACCUAAAUUUGCCUUGCCCUGUAUACAGCGUGUCUCUCAUUCUUUUUCUCUCAAUCAUUGUAGUCAUCUUGAUGUAGAACAAAUAUUUAGGCUUGUUUAUAUAGUGCAAUUUUAGUAGACUUCCCCAUAUCAGGUGAAACACUGUACAUAGUUUAAUCACUUUGAUAUUUCUUAUCGCAUACAAAACAUUCUUAAAGAAAAAUAGGUAGUUUUAUAGCGAUUCCAAAUACAAAAUCGAAUCACUAAUUUUUAAUCGAACUAAUGCAUUUAUACUUGAGCAAAUCGUUUCUUAAAUGAGGAAUGAAUCCAAUUAAAACAAACACAUAAAUUUUCUGAACUAAGAAACCUUUCGAAAUACAUUUUGGUUAUUGCUAGUUUAUUUUACCGUUAAUCAAAUAACUACAAUCCAACAAACAAAGGUUUCAGCCUACCAAAUUUUUAGAGGUAACUGUCCAAACGACUUUGAACAUGUUUUUCAAGGUUUUUUUUUGUCUUCCUCGUUAGUUCCUUAAAUUUUUUUGAUCCUCAUCUUUAUAGCUCUAACGAUAUUUGUGACAUAGCGCGUUUUGUAAUCAGGGUUCCAUUAAAUCAAUUCUCAUUUUUUUUUCAAAGUUCCCGCCUUUGCGUCUUUACACUUUGUUGUUUGCAUUAAAUACAACGAAAGCAUUUAUUAUAACUACGUUGAGAGAUGAUUAGAAAAGCAGCAUUGGCCAUCUUCUAUUAUUUCUUCAUAUUAUAUAUCUACUUCGUCCACGGUGCCUACCACGACUUUGAUACUAAUAUAAUUUCUGGCUCAUUUGUACCUUCAGAGAUGAUGUUGGGAUGCAUACUAGAAAACCCCAAAAAAACUUGUUUAUUCUUAAAUAAAUUGGUAAACUAAGUUCGUCCAAAUUCAAAAAUCCUUGUUAAAAUAGCUGCAUGGGUCUUUCCUGCAUUGAAUUCAAUCAUAUUGCUUCCACCCCACUUCAGAAUAUUUUCAGGAUCGUUAUUGGGGGAAAGAGGGUAGAUGACUGGUAAACACCAGUGUUGAGCUCAAACCUCUCUGAGGAGUGUCCAUCCAUAGCGACCUGGAUGGAUCGGUCUUUGAGAAAGCUUCUAAAAGCAGUCGACAAACUGUACGAUCUUAAUUUAUUUAUAAGGUUGUAAUGGCCAAAGUAACAGAACCCUAUAGGGUCAAAUUCUGAUACAAUUUUGAUUAAACAUAUCGAAAUAUUCAAGUUUAUCAUACUAAUUUCAUUUCGAGUCCUUCUGUCGUCAAACCUCAGUUCACGAAGUUAAAAUAAAAACCUUUCUAUACUCGGUAUCAAACAUUUUAACGCCCAUUAGUUCUCUAUAGUAUUUUGUAUUUAAACUUUAAUAUUCCCAAAUAAUGCUAAUGAUAUUUCCGCGAGGUAUCUGGGUACGACUCAAGUUAGCACACUGAAUAUUGGUAGUUAAAGAAAUUAAUUUUCGACUUUCUUGUAUAAUUCACGAUUUUCAUUUCUAUUUGAUUGAGUUUCUUCAUUAUCUUGUAUUAUUUACUCUGGUUUCUAUACUUUCUAAUCAUUAUCAGAUACAUCAUCAAUCUUCGCUUGUCCAUAUUGCCGCGUAAGCUCCUGAAGAUGAAUUUGUUAUCGUUAUAGUAGAAAUUAGACUAAAAGCAGCAUAUAAAUAUCACGAACAUACAUUUUUUCUAUCUUUUUUAUAUUAUGUAAAGUUAAUAAACACUUCUGAAAGUGCGAAACUUUUUUUAAAAGUUCGGUAGUUCCAUUAGUAUCAAAUAAAUUUUGAAUGUACAUGGUUUUUCACUUUUUCAAAUAAAAUCAUUAGCAUUUUGUCUGUGGCGAAUAAAUAAAUAGUAACUGGUUGAUUUCAAUAUACAUGUAGUGUCCAUUUUCUGUAAUGAAACAUGCUACAUAUGUUUCAACUCUAAAUGACUUAAUCAUCAAGGACGUCCAUUGUUGUCUCCAAAUUUUCUAACGUAUUUUCAAAUUCUACGUAUAAAAUUUUGCUAUGAUAGCAUUAAAAUUUAUAUUUGUAUCGAAAUCGAGUUUCUCUUUUUUGAAAAACGUUGAAUCGGGUUUUUUUUGCUGACCCUUAUAGCAGAUCCAAACAAGAAAUAUGAUUCCGUAACCGUAUUCAUCAAUAUCAUCCAGUUUUAGAUGAAGAUAUAUUGAUAUUGAUGAAGAUGAUGAAGAUAUAUUGAAGAUUGUCAUUUCGUUUGCCUUUCUUUUCAACAAUUCUGAUCGAAUUCACGCAAACAUUACCAGUGAUUAUAGGAAAUAUUUUACACUGUUAUCCUGAUAUGGUGUUAACUACAUGUGUGGACAUUCAUUAUAUUAGUAUACAGGAUAUGUUAAAAGGACAAACGUCGAACUAAAGACUCUCAAAGUUCGCUUCCAACGAUGUGGGAGCGCUCAAUAUCUCAGCAUUUGCUGCAGCAUGUGUGAAUCGGUUUGUUAUUUGGAGCACAGCUUUAGCAAUAUCCUCUCGUUAGAGUGUGUCUUCACCCUUGCUCGAUGAUGGCAUACGCCCUGUCGGUUCUUCGUUCCGAACAUCACUUCUUGACGGACGUCAUUGCUGAAACUUUCCUAUUUACCGUGUUAAGUAUGAUAAGGCAUUAUUCCUAAGAGUUUCUACUAAUUUAAUUGGAUAAUCUAUCGUAUUUUUCCCUCGAAACUGAAUAUUUUCAAGAAAUCGCUCUGUUCAAUAAGAAUUACUUCCAUUUCGAACAAUAUCUAUCAACUGACUGAUCCCGUAGCCCUCGAUGCGCUACCACCAGCUCUUUCUUGUUAAACAUGUGUACUACUCUGCAUAUUUUACCAAGACCUUUAACGAAUUUAACGAAUGGACUAUAGAAAUUUAAGUUUGUAGUUAAUGUGAAUAGUUUCAUUUCUUUAUACGUUUUGUUGGUAAAUAUAAAGUUAAGUGAUAUUCAAAAGUGCUUCACCUGAUAUUAUCUUAUUAUUAUUUAUUUUUAAAUUUAAUUUAAAAAAAAAUGCAUAUUCUUUAGGAUAUCUUUCUAGUCAAACUUCGAAGUUUGCAAUUUUCUAGUGGAAUUCUACUAAUAUCAACGAAAUAGUUUCCAGAAGCUAAAUAUUUGUCCUGUUUUCAAGGAGGAUAUAUGAAUUUAUUGUAAGAUAUAGGGUUAGAUUUAGUAUAUAGUAUUGUGAUGUAUUAUUAGUGAUAGUCCUUAUAUUUGCAGAAAAUGUGUCUUAUUAUACGUAGCAUUUAAAAAUGAGAAGUUUUCACCUUGUACUUUUAAAAAGAGUACACACGUUAUUAUGAUGCAUGUAAAAUUAACGAAAUAAGUAACUGUUUAUUUGAACUAGUACUAUAUAUAUAUACCAUUUAUAAAGAAUUUGCAUUUUUAAGUAGGAUUAAUGUGUAACUGAAGGUUGAAGAGCAGAAUUAAAACGAAGAGGCUCUAUUUAGGACUCACCGCACGUGUCAAACUUAAUAACUUUUCAUUCCAAUACAAAUCCUGUCAAAUUUUAACAAUUUAAAACGGGCUGUGCAAGAAUAGAGUAAAUAUAUUUUUCAUUUCGCAUUCAUUUUGAUGCGUUUUCGAAAUCAAUUUUUAUUUCAAUAUACGUGGGGUCAAAAACAAAUCGUUUGCUUGGCAGAUUUAAAAAGAAAAUGUUUACCAAAUAUGUACUUUCAUAUAGAUAGGAAGAUCCUUCGCAUUGCUAAUGUUUUGUAGGUAAUUUAGCGCUUUACCAAAAAAAUCCUUUACAUUUUUUUUGGUAUAUCUAACCAUUUAAAUGUUUAAAUAAUUAUUUUUGCUCGCGAAUUUCAUAUCGCGCAGAGAAUUUUCCAGUUUUCCAGUUUUUCACUUUAGAGAGGGAUUGAAUAACAUCACUGGUUAAAGUACAUUCAAGAUCAAGUGGCAAAAAGUGAUAUCUGCACGAAUUUCUCCGAAAUACAUGAAAGAAAUUAAAAUUUUAUGAAUCAUUCAUCAAUCAAAGUUUGAUGAUGAUAUCUUUGAAAUGCUUUUAAUUUGAUCGAAAAAAUAAUUUUCAUUUUACGAAAAUUCGUAUUGUCUAUUUCAUAAUUUUCAUUAGCUGAUAAUGUAUUAAAUUUGUAAGCAAAAAUUUUGUCGAAAAAUUACUAGGCUUUAACUUUUAAUAACUUUUAAAUGAUAAGGUACACGAAAAAAACUAUGAUACCUUUUUUGUAGAUUUGUCUACCGUAAUUUCUCUAUCAAACUAAGUAUAAAAUAGUUUAACACAUAUUUAUACGAAGAUUCCACUAUUCCAUAUUCAUUUUUUUAUUUAGUUCUUGAUCUCUUUUCCAAUUCAGUUUUGUUAUAUUAUUUCUUCAUUUUAUUUCAAUACAUUUCAGUAUUAAUCUUUUUAUUUUCAAAUUUCAAUAUCCAUGUCUUCAAUUUUAUCAACUUUUCAUUUUUGUUGCUCGUAUUUUACAACCAAGACCAGCAAAUACAAUAAAAGAUGCAAAAAGUUAUCUAAUCAGUGAUUUUUUAAGAGGUAUAGGAUUUGAUUUAAAAAAAAAUACAUAAAAUUUGAAAAAAUUGAUAAAUUUUUUAUUGGAAUCGAUAGUACGAUCAGUAUAAUUUAAUGUUUGAAGAUGAUUUCAUGCAAAUGUUGGCCGCGAUUCCGCUUUAGAUAGCCCAUGCGAAAGAUCUGAUUCUGUCACACUCUCUCCAACAUUGGCGUCAAUCAUUGCUGGUUUAUCUCUGUAGACAUUAGCCUUAACAUGGCCCCAGAAGAAAUAGUCCAAAGACGUUAAAUCACACGAUCUAAGAGGCCAAUUGUUGGGCCCCAAACGUUCACCGAAGGCGGCUUUCAAUUUCGUUAUUGUUUUGCGUGCCGUGUGGCAUGUGGCACCGUCUUGUUAAAACCACAUAUCAGGUAUGUCCAAUUCUUCAAUUUUGGGUAAAAAAAAUCGUCAAUCAUUACACGGUAGCGCUCGCCAUUCAUAGUAACGUUCCGGCCAUCGUCACCAAACAGUGAACACAAUUUUUCGAUAGAAAAGUGGAUCUCCCUCAAACUUCGCCAGCGCCCAUUCACCAAAUGUUAGUUAUAUGUCAUAUAUCACUUUAUAUGAUUAUGUUCCAUGCCUAUAAUUCCAUCAAAUUUUUCACUAAACUUAUUGAACAAUAUUAUGAGCACUUUGAAUAUCUAAUUUUUAUAGAAUUCUUAUAGAAUUUAUACUGUGGUUCCGGCUUUAUGAGUGACUUUGAGUUUCCUCUGUUAAUUCAAAGUUUUGCAUUUAUAUCUGGAAUUUCUAUGAAUGGAAGGUUUGUUGUUAGAGCGUUCACCUGGAUUAAAUUACUUCAUUUUAUUUAUUUUGCUAGUACUUUUUUGUACGAAAAUUAUUUAUCAUUCAAUUUAAACAACUGCCAUUUUGUUUUCAAUUUCGUUUUGACAUAUAAUGUACCACACAAUUAUUUUAUAUCGCUUGUCCAAAACUAUGAAAGUCUCUCUCAAUUCCUUUCUAUCUAAUUAAAGUCCCGUUCGGUAAACUUUGUAUCUUGUCACCCCACGCGAAAUUCUACAUCAAAGUGAAUAGCGUGUUUACAAGUUGCACUGCCUUCAGAUAGAUCUAAUGCGAACAAGUGUGGUUUCCCAUCACUCUCACCGACAAAUGAACGACUUGCGGUAUGGAUACGGUGCCGUUGCGUCUUUAUCUACUUUGACCGCAGGUUAUAGUUGGGAUCCAACACUGUUUUCAUUGAGAACAAAUUUGAAUAUAAUUGUGUAUAUCUGUUGAAAAUUAAAGGUAAAUACACAACAAGCAAUAAUUGUUUAGCGUGGUUCAUUUCCGAAAAAAAUAAUUUUUUUUCCGGUGCUCAAGCAAUAUAUUAAUCUACAUAUAGAAAAAUGAAUUCUCAAGUUUGUUAAAAUGCACGUAAAAUGUUUUUUUCAAAUUUCUAAUACUUUUUACAAUAAUGUAAACCAGUUUGAUGGACCUUGUGGGGAAUUUUAUGGUCUUCGAAAUUGCUCUGGAGUUUUUUUAAGAACUCACACUUGUUCAACAAUAGAAGGAACAAUUUUUUUCAAAAACCUUGCUUUAACGAUUCCUAUUGGUGAAGCAAAACCUCUAAAGCGAUUUCGAAGACCAUAAAAUUCCCAACAAGGACCAACAAAACGAUUUGAAUUAUUGAAAAAAGUGAGUAAAUAUUAGAAAUUUGAAAAAAAAUAUUUUCUACAUGCAUUUUAAACAGUAAAACUUCAAAUUGAUAUUAAGAGCUCAAACUUGGUGAGACUUUUUUUUCUAUAUGUAGAUUAAUAUUUUGCAUGAGCACCGAAAGAAAAAUUGUCGUAUUAGAAAACUUGUUUGUAUAAUUGAAAUAUUUAGAAGCAAAAGUUUGGAGUUAUUGUGAAAAAUGUUUUAAGAUGACGUUAUUAAGUUUGGUACUUGCGCUGUAUUUGCUACAGUAGUUUUGGUAACAGGCCUAGUUUCCCGGUACUGACCUGGCAGUGUCUGGUUGGUGCUAGGUUACUGCGCGUAAUCAGCUGCCAGCAAUCUUUGAUCAUAAUUUACAUACGAUGGUCUAGCCAAGAAAUGAUCGAAUCAUAAAUAAUAUAAAAAAGGAGUUAGCGGCUUGGCUAGGCUAUAGAUUUUACAAUAACGUAGUGCCUUUAGGCUGCUGAUCACGCUUUGCUGAAGGUGUGGGUCACAAUAGCCUUUUUUUUUAGUGUUAAAGAUCCUUUUUUUUUCUCCAUAUAAUUUAUAUGAUUUACUGUGUACUGUACUGUUCUAAUCCCGAGGUGUAUGUAAUAUCACCGCUACUAUUUGUAAUAAUAAUGCUUGAAAAUGCA
This is a messenger RNA of Diorhabda carinulata, 16937 nucleotides long. It is a transcript of the gene mbl, whose product is annotated as protein muscleblind. Bases 865 to 2625 code for a protein of 586 amino acids. The transcript is spliced from 7 exons. NCBI's taxonomy places the organism in Eukaryota, Metazoa, Arthropoda, Insecta, Coleoptera, Chrysomelidae. The record is from RefSeq and is a predicted model, not a curated record. Gene Ontology annotation, molecular function: metal ion binding.